Molecule: messenger RNA, 684 nt
Organism: Penicillium samsonianum
Lineage: Eukaryota; Fungi; Ascomycota; Eurotiomycetes; Eurotiales; Aspergillaceae
Product: PMF1/NNF1 family protein
Exons: 2
Coding region: 1-684 (227 amino acids)
Biological process (GO): chromosome segregation
Cellular component (GO): MIS12/MIND type complex
Source: RefSeq, a predicted model, not a curated record
AUGGCUGAAUCAAAUUCCCACCAACCGCCCGCCGCGUCGCCGUCCCCUCCCCCGCCAGCUCCAAUCUCCCAAUCCCCGGGCCCGCGCGCCUCACGUCUAAACCAAGUUUUCGAGCAGGCUCUGGCACGCACGCUCCGUGCAAACUCGUAUGCGAACUUUGCAGGCUGUUUCCCGACACCUGCGCGCCACGUUCCUGCCAGCUUGGAGGGUGUCUGGCGGCAGCUGAACGCGAAGCUGGAAGCGAAUGCUAAGGCUGAGUUUGAUGAUAUUGUCGCGGAAAGGGAUGCGGUGCCGCAUUUGAAUGAGCUUGAUCGGCUUGUUGGGGAUGCGAGGGCUAGGAAGGAGAAGGAGCAGGAGGGGGAGAAUGCAGAGGGACAAGAAAGAACAGUCGCGCAUACACUCGGCGCCGAAGAUCUGUACAAGGCGCAUCUUACGCCCUAUCUGCAGGAGGCGCAGUCGACCCUCAACGCCAGACUCGAGGCUACUCAUGCGGAAAACGCGGAGCUUGCGCAGACUGUGCAGGCGCAGAGGCUGGAAAUUGAGCGGCUAUUGUCGCAUCUUGGAUUGGUUGUAUCGGAUAUUGAGGGUGCUGCUACAGCGGCCACGCAAUUCAGCAGACAACAUCACAUUCGCCAAGACGCGAUCCAAAUGGAUGAGGAGACGAAAGCCCGUCCGGGUCUGUGA